Messenger RNA from Dibothriocephalus latus, 237 nucleotides. The record is from the annotation of a GenBank genome assembly. Lineage: Eukaryota; Metazoa; Platyhelminthes; Cestoda; Diphyllobothriidea; Diphyllobothriidae.
AUGCCUGCGUCCAGGGCACCAAAGAGAGUCAAAGCUACCCCGACGGAGGCCAGUGACGCCCUCUACACGCGCUGCCUUCUCGAUUGCAUCGAUUUAAAUCUGACCGACAUACAGAUCUACGUCGGUCGACGUCGCUCUCAAGCUCCGAACCGAAGGCCAGAAACCUCGGAGGAAGACAGUGGUCAGUUCCGCCUGUUCAGUCACUUUUUCGUGGCGUGUUUUACACCUACUAGUUGA